Messenger RNA from Ascochyta rabiei, 477 nucleotides. Its product is annotated as Type 1 phosphatases regulator ypi1. The record is from RefSeq and is a predicted model, not a curated record. The coding region runs from base 1 to 477 and encodes 158 amino acids. Lineage: Eukaryota; Fungi; Ascomycota; Dothideomycetes; Pleosporales; Didymellaceae. Gene Ontology annotation, molecular function: protein phosphatase 1 binding; protein serine/threonine phosphatase inhibitor activity. Gene Ontology annotation, cellular component: nucleus. The transcript has 2 exons.
AUGCCAGACGAACCCCCCCGCACCGCAGCGCCCUCGCGCCCCACCGGCAGCCACACGAUCGAAGCCACGCGCACCCCCGCCUCGUCCGGCCUCCUGCGCCUGCGCGCCGCGCCCGACGAGCGCAGACACAUCCAGUGGGCCGCCGACGUCGUGGACAACGAGGGCAUGGGGAAGAAGAGCAGCAAAGUGUGCUGCAUCUACCACGCCCCCCGCGAAGCCGGCGAGUCGAGCGAUGAGUCGUCUGACAGCUCCGAGUCGUCUGACGAUGGUGAUUCAGAUGGUGAGGUCGAUAACAGCACCGCCCGUCCUAGUCGGAAGAAGCUACCGCCUGCCCACGACCACGGAGAGGGAUGUGGGCAUGAGCAUCAUCAUGAUCAUGAUCGUCCGGUGGGGGAGGGGAGCCAUAAGAAGGGGAGGAAGCCGAAGCGUGCGCCGAGUCCGAAUGCGUAUGAGAAGAUUCCCAAGACGAAGAAGUGA